Molecule: messenger RNA, 3378 nt
Organism: Kwoniella mangroviensis CBS 8507
Lineage: Eukaryota; Fungi; Basidiomycota; Tremellomycetes; Tremellales; Cryptococcaceae
Exons: 11
Coding region: 1-3378 (1125 amino acids)
Biological process (GO): chromatin remodeling
Cellular component (GO): CERF complex
Source: RefSeq, a predicted model, not a curated record
AUGCCACGCAAAUUACCUCCCCCUUCAGCUGUAGCACCGAUAGAAACCCUUCUUCCUCCUUUACCGCCUUCGCCCAUCAUCCAGACUCUCCGGAAAGAUUGGAGAUGGGCAGCUAUAUCUCAGUUCAUAUGGACUUUCUCAGAUGCCUUUGGUUUGGUGGACUGGGAUAUCGAGGCCUUGGAAGCGGAUUUCGACGGUGACGAGAAGACACUCAUACCGACGUUGAUAGCGAAGCUGUUAUUCGCUUUGACAUAUAACAGGCAGAUCAACCGGGACAACGCAUUCGAAAGUCUACGGAAGACAUACGCAAAGCGUAAACCUGAUUACAAAUAUCUUUUAGGGACCGAGGAGGCUCCGGUAGAAUGGGAAACUCUGGGACUAAGUCAAAAGGUACAAAUAUUACAUGAGUUGUGUGAAUGGCAGCUGGAGGAUCCCGCUAGAUUCAGAGGAUUGUUGAAAUCAGAGGAAGAAGCAGUCUCAUGGAGAGUGGAGCCUGUAGGAUGGGAUAAAGAUGGUAAUACAUUUUGGCUGUUUGACGACAAUCGAUUAUGGAUCCAACGUCUUCCUCCACCACCACCUCGUCCGCUCAAGAAGAGUUCUCAGAAAGCCAAGAAAGCUGCUAAGAAAUCACGACCUUCCGUUACCACUUCUACCUUCGCACCUAAAAAAUCGCACAAGAAGCGAGAAUUCACACCUGAACCUUCCCUUACGCCUCCGCCUAAGGAAGAAGAAAUAUUGAGUGGAUCUGGUCGACGGAGGAAGUCUGUGAAUUUCUAUGGUAAUCCCACACCUACCGCUCAAGCAUUGAAGCGCGGUGCGGCUUCGGCUGCUGGUCCUAUCACCCCAUCUAACGUUGGUGGAAGUGCGUCGAGGUCGACUCGAUCAACAAGGAAUAAUCACAUAGAAGAGGUUAUAGAAAGUCCUUCAAAGGCUAAGAAUACACCUUUACCACUUGGAACAAGAGUAUCGAGGAGGUUGAGAAAUGUGGAUGAUGAAUGGCAACAAGUCCCAGAUGAAUGGUUAUCCACUCCUGCUAAGGCGACGACGAAGAAGGGAAAGGGAAAAGGAAAAGGGAAGAAGACAGAUGGAGAUGAGAGUGAACUGAGUGAAUUGACGGAUGAAGAGGAACAUGAAAGGUUAGUCUUGGCCAGCAGAGCUAGGAAAGGGAAAGGAAAAUCACCUACACCUAAAGAGAAUCCAGCUGAACGGACGGAUCAGCAAGAGAAAAUGGAUGUGGAUGAGAAGGAGGAAGAUAAUGCGGAGGAGAUGGCAGUUGAUCAGACAGAGGCAGAGAAGGUGGAUAGGGAGCAAGAUACCAAUGGAGAUGCAAUUGAAGAUGGGAAGAUGAAUGGCGAAAAUCAUAGCACGGUUCCCCCUGCCGACUUCACGAAUGAUCAUGACGAGGUUGUCGGAUCAGUAGCCGAUAUUUCGCAGAUUCAGGAUACGGACCUAGAUGCGAAGGUACAAGAGGACGGACAGCAGCCACAGCUGCUCUCGAGUGCGGGAGAUGAAAUCAAGGAGGAAGAGAGCAAGGAAGAAACUCUCCAUGUAAACGGUGCAGCCUCCGGCAGCAACGACGAAGCGGCAAAUGGCGGUGUGGCCGAUGUAGUCGAGAAACGGUCUGCACCAGAAAUGGGCGGUGUGAAUGGUCAGACAGCUUUUGAGAAGAACGAUGCCAAUGGUGCUGCUUCAUCUCCUGGAGAGGCUGUUCAGGUCCCACAGGAAGAAGAGGAAGUCAAAGUCGAGGAGGUGAUCGAGAAGAAGAGCGAUCUGUUGUUAUCAUGGGAAGAAGGUCGAUCGCACAUCCCAUCGGAUUUUGUAGAGUGGGAAGCUGUGUGUGUGACACUAUACGAAUGGCGUACAUUCCCUGAACAAUUCGCCAAAUCAAAAGAUCCAGAUGAAAGAGCUUUGUAUGCUCUAUUGACCGAAGAAGUUGGUCCUACCAUCAUUGGAUUCUUAGUGGCAAAAGAGCAAGAGCGUCUAAAACAAGAAGCGGUCAACAAUCGAAAACGAUCAUCUAGAAUCGCGACUCGAGAACUAGAGAGAGAGGAGAUACUAAAAAGAGAAGCUGCAGAAAGGGAGAUGGAAGAAAGGAUGGAGAGGAUACGAACUGAAGAACAGAGGAAACAGAGAGAAGAAGAAGAAGCUUUGGCCAUUCAGCGAGCGAGGGAAGAUAGGUUGAAAGAAAGAGAAGAGCGAGCUCUAGCUAGAGAGGAAGCCUUGUUGAGAAAAGCGGAAGAAGAAGCUAAAGAGAGGGAAAAGAGGGAAAGAAGAAGGGAGAAAAGAAAGCGAAGGAGGGAAGGUGAAGUGGUAUCGGAUGAUUCAGAUGAUGAGGACAUGAAUGUCAAUACGCCAAGAGAUAAUACGGGCACGGCAACGCCCAGUGAAAGAUGGGAAUUGAAUUGUGAGGUUUGUAAGAAGGUUGGAUGGAAUAUUGACGAAGACCUGGAUCUAGUCUGUUGUGAUGAAUGCGGAAGAUGGCAGCAUACAGAAUGCCAUGAUCGGUUGGAUAGAAGGGAAGGUAGACCAAAGCGGAAUUGGGAUCAGGUGGACUUCAAGUGCAAAGAUUGUCAACAUCGAGCAGCACGUAAGAAACAGCGAGUGGAACAUUCCAUUCAUCCUCCUCCUGCGCAACACGCUUUCCAAGCCAAUGGUGAUCCUCAUCCAUUGAGCCAAUCGCAUUCGCCUUAUCCUGUUUUACCUGGCUCAACACCUGGACCACACGCUCGUCCUCCUAUCGAUCCCUCCAGGCCACCCCCGCCCCCUUUAGGUCCAGGUGAAUUCUACCUACCCUACCCCCAUCCUCCGGCUAGAGAAGAUAGACCAGCUGGGUAUGCGGUGUUUUAUCCUCCUGGACAAACAUCGCCUUCUCGACCUGAACCUGGACCUGGGCAUCAAGCUAGUCUAUCUGAUCAAGAGCGAUACCACCAAGCUCCUCCAGCUCAGCGUUAUCCUAUAACACCUCAAUCUGUUCCUCCACAUCAACAGCAACAGCAGCAUCCACACGCUCAACAAUAUUCUUCUUCGCCUUCGAACUUUGGUCAUCAGAUUUCACCGCAUCACCAGCCAGUGCCGCAUGACCAAACCCAGAGAAGCCAGGGACAGCAUAUCUCACCAUCUCAUGCAAGACUCCCUCAACAACAAGUUCAAAACAGACCGGUAUCCUCACCUUCUCGGGUAGCUUAUCCACAGGUACAACCUUCACACUCAUCCCUUGGUCAUGCGAAUGCGGCUCAUGGUAUCACGCCUCCGUCAGCCAGUCGACAACAAGCUUCGCAGAUUUCUGAUGGUCCACCAGUGACUGUGGGUACUGGUCAUGUUCUACCGACACCUGAACCUUCCUUGGCCAGUCAACGACCUGCAGGCCCUCAAGUCUGA